This is a messenger RNA of Humulus lupulus (European hop), 1311 nucleotides long. RefSeq lists its product as uncharacterized. The coding region runs from base 147 to 1046 and encodes 299 amino acids. The record is from RefSeq and is a predicted model, not a curated record. The transcript is spliced from 10 exons. Lineage: Eukaryota; Viridiplantae; Streptophyta; Magnoliopsida; Rosales; Cannabaceae.
AGUAUUUAUUAGACUCGAGUUUGUCCAGACAGCCAGGAACAAAUGUCGCAAGCAAAAACCGCUAUAAGCAUCGAGUUAGAAGAAGAGCCGAGAGCGAACGACUGAUAAAGCAAUUUCGACGAGAAAUCGCAGCUUUUUCAGGGAUCAUGAGAGGCAACGAGAAGCCGAGUUGGGCUGUUUCGCCUUCUAAUGCCGGUUACCACUUUGGUACUAGUGGACUUUCGGUAGCGGUUGCAACCGGAAUCACUCAUCCUCUUGAUGUACUUAAAGUUAGGCUGCAGAUGCAACUUGUUGGUCAGAAAGGUCCUUUGACUGGAAUGGGGCAAUUAUUUGUUGGAGUUUUAAAAACUGAAGGCCCUAAAUCACUGUAUCUGGGAUUAACACCUGCAUUGACGAGGUCAGUUCUGUAUGGUGGUCUCCGCUUAGGCUUGUAUGAACCCUCAAAGUAUGCUUGUAAUUGGGCUUUUGGAUCCUCCAAUAUCUUUCUUAAGAUUGCAUCUGGUGGGUUUGCUGGUGCCUUUGCAACUGCUGUGACAAAUCCAAUCGAGGUUUUGAAGGUUCGGUUACAAAUGAAUCCAAGUAUGAGAAAUAGAGGACCAAUAGAAGAAUUGCGCAGAAUUGCUUCCCAAGAAGGAACAAUAGCGCUUUGGAAGGGGGUCGGCCCUGCUAUGGCCAGAGCUGCUGCUUUGACUGCCUCACAACUGGCAACAUAUGAUGAAACCAAGCGGAUCCUGAUUAGUUUGACAUCAUUUGAAGAAGGAUUUCAUUUGCAUCUCAUCUCGAGUGUUGUUGCGGGCACAGUCAGCACCUUCAUAACUGCACCCAUGGACAUGGUGAAAACCCGCCUCAUGUUGCAACGUAAAUCUAAAAGAGUUGGUAACUAUAAGAAUGGAUUUCAUUGUGCAUAUCAGGUCAUUCGUACUGAAGGCCCCAAGGCCCUUUACAAGGGGGGUUUUGCAAUUUUCACAAGAUUAGGUCCUCAAACUACAAUUACAUUUAUACUUUGCGAGAAGCUACGUGAACUUGCUGGGUUGAAAGCAAUCUAGUACACUACAUGUAUUGAAUGAAAUUUUGGAAUGGUUACAACUAUGGCGUUAGAAUAGAGAGCUCAAUUAUUUGUUCAUUUAUAGUUUUUAACUUUACCCCUACCUCCACAUUCUUUUCCUCAAAUCUGGCUGUAUCCAAUUGAAAUAUUUAGUAUGAAUAGGAAAGAAACCCCAAUUAUUGGUUUCUGUUUUUGUUUCAUAUAUGGAUGAAAUUAUCAUCGUUAUAUUGCCAGCCUUUUGCUAAUAAUAAUAUUCUAUUGCUUUC